This is a messenger RNA of Diaporthe amygdali, 1113 nucleotides long. RefSeq lists its product as uncharacterized. NCBI's taxonomy places the organism in Eukaryota, Fungi, Ascomycota, Sordariomycetes, Diaporthales, Diaporthaceae. The coding region runs from base 1 to 1113 and encodes 370 amino acids. The record is from RefSeq and is a predicted model, not a curated record. Gene Ontology annotation, molecular function: aldehyde dehydrogenase (NAD+) activity. The transcript is spliced from 3 exons.
AUGGCCCUCAAUACUUCCAACAGCACUCCUUUGGACUUCACAACCUUUCACAAUGUCAUCGAUGGAAAACUCGUAGGCACAACCAAGAUGCGGUACACCAUCAGCCCCUCCACUCUGGCACAAAAUCCGUCACUGCCUCUGAGUGCCGCAGAAGACGUUGACAAGGCAGUGGCAGCAGCCCAGAGGGCAGCAAAGCAAUGGGCUGAAGUCCCCUGGGACGAGCGGGAAAAGGCUCUCGAGAGCUUCAUCGAGGCUUUAGAGUCGCACGAGGAGGAUUUCGUCCAGAUGCUCAACAAGGAGCAAGGGAAACCGCUCCUGUGGGCUCGACAUGAGCUUGCUACCGGCUUGGCUUUCCUCAAAGGCUCCUGCAGCUUGUCUCUUCCUGAAGAGGUCCUUGAGGACACACCUGAACGCAAGAUUACCACCCACUACAAGCCUCUUGGUGUCGUUGUUGGCAUUGUCCCUUGGAACUAUCCUGUCUUCCUCGCGUGUGCAAAGAUCGGCCCCGCCUUGCUGACCGGAAAUGCCUUCAUACUGAAGCCGUCCCCGUUCGCGCCAUAUUGCUGCAUGAAGCUUGUCGAGCUUGGAUCGCGCUUCUUCCCUCCUGGCGUCUUUCAAGCUCUGAGCGGAGACAACGACCUUGGCCCUCACUUUACAGCCCAUCCCGACGUGGAUAUGGUUAGCUUCACAGGUUCUGGUCCGGUUGGAAAGGUUAUUGCCAGGUCAUGCAGUGCGACCCUCAAGCGAGUGACACUCGAGCUAGGUGGUAAUGAUCCUGCUAUUAUAUGGGCCGACGUCGAUCCUGUAGCCACGGCGGCCAAGGUCGCCCUGUUCGCGUUCUACAACUCUAGCCAGAUAUAUACGGCUAUCAAGCGUGUUUACGUCCACGAAUCUGUCUAUAGCGAGUUUUUGGCUGCGUUAGUGAAGCACGUGGAAACUCUUCAAGUUGGAGUAGACGAAACCUCCUUCCUGGAACCUGUGGCUAACAAAGAUAAGUUUAACUGUUACAAGGCUCUGCUAGGAGACGUCGAGAAGGCUAGGGUCAAGAUCACAACGGGGGACCCAGCUAUUGGUCGAAGAGAAGAGCUUUUAUCUUCCUGCUAUUAUUAUUAA